UGAAGGAAAAUUUCCCAUCCUAUACAAACAUGCGACAGAAGAAGGUUGUAGGAAAUGAUAAGUAAUCUCAUAGAAAUUGAAAUCCACACAAAUUGGGUGCGCUCUUUUCACUGACUUUGGUUUGUGACUUUGGAAAAACUACCAUCACUUAUGUUUUCUCGCUCUUCCAACCAGCAGUUGAAAUUGCAACCAAGGCCUCCAAGCGAGUUCCGAAUAUUACCGAAAUUUGAGGAAGAACGAGAAACAACCAAGAAAAAAACUCCCAAGUUAAAGCAAGUUCUCAACUACUUAAGCGACCACUUUUGUCCUUGGGAUUAUGAUCUUUAUCGACCAGAUAUUACGUUCUUUCAAGUAUGGAAUGUAAAGUCCGAGGAAGAACGAAUUCCUCUUCGGUUUUCCGUUACACUGAAGCCUUUCUCUUCUCAAGCCAAGUUUUCUCUCCGUGCACGUCUAUUUCAACUAGGAAACGAGGGUUUUUUCUUCGCAAAGGCAGCCUCCUAUGUAUGUCCUUAUCGUUCAACCGUUCCUAACGAUUAUUAUGGCUUCGAGGCAGAUAAAAUUGUUGCCUCUUUUGGUAAAGAACAACUAACUAAACUAUAUAUCAACGGCAAUCUGAAAAGUUCAAGGAAAAGCAACCAACGGGUUCUUGGUUCCAUCGGCGUUCAACAAAAGAUUGUUUUUGAUUCCAAUAGAAAACUAACGUUGCGGUUGGGUUAUAACUCGCGACAGGAAAUUUAUGUGACACCGAUACCAAACGGCCUUUACUUUUGAGAAGGUUUUCAUUUUUGCGAGACAGUAUUAUGGUUUGAAUCGUGGUUGUAUACUU
This is a messenger RNA of Galdieria sulphuraria, 826 nucleotides long. RefSeq lists its product as uncharacterized. Bases 151 to 771 code for a protein of 206 amino acids. Lineage: Eukaryota; Rhodophyta; Bangiophyceae; Galdieriales; Galdieriaceae. The transcript has 3 exons. The record is from RefSeq and is a predicted model, not a curated record.